CCUAGUCUUGACACGCCCCUCCAAUGGCUGCUGCUCGUCAGCACACCGAAGUGAAGGUAAUUCGACAGGGAUGGUGCGUCAAAGAGAGCGGAAACACAUUCAUGGGACAAUACAACUGGCGGAGAAGAUGGUUUUCACUUGUUUACAAAGGAUCCGACGUUACUCUAUCUUACUACAGAAACCAAACAGACAAGCAGCCUGCCGGUUCCGUUCGCUUAGACAAGACGUAUUGCACUCGUGAGUUGGAAAUUGGAGAGAAGAGUAAACCUCACUGCUUUGCAGUGGGUCCAUUGAUAGACAAUGGUGCAGUUAGAACGUACUUUAUGAGUUGCGAAUCUGAGCAAGAUAAGCUUGAAUGGAUGGCUGUCAUUGAUGCUACCAUAGAAGGAGUCCCAGAAAGAGCGGAAAAACGGAGACAGACAAUUGCUCUUAAGCACCGCUCAAAGACUGCAAUUAGUAAACUACCAAUGUCAGCUAUUCCUGAAGACAAUCAGGAAUAUUUGGAUCAUCAUUACAGACUAGACAGAUGGCACAGACUAUGCCAGAUAGCCACAACAGGCCAGUGGAAAAAGAUUGACACGAAAGAUGAUAUCACUGUGGCUCGAUUCACUUUCAAAGAACAGUCCAUGGUUGUCAUUAAGAUUGAUGGUGUGGCUAGUGCUACAAAAGAUGUUGUGUUCACUUUCUUGCAACGCUCGACGCGUCAAGGUGGUAAGUUGGACUAUCCAUUCAGACAUGAAAAUGUGUUACAAGAAAUUGAAGGAGAUCUGCCUGGCAAUGUAUUUUACUGUCAAUAUCCUGUUCCUCUCCCUCGUAUUUCACCACGUUUAGUCUGUGCGGUAAGGACAUGGGUUCCUGAAUAUUGCACUCGUAAUGGAACAAGUGGUUUGCUUGUCUUCUCAGUGGAUCAUCCUGGACUCCCCAAAAUGAAGGGAAUGGAAAGAGCUGAAAUACAGCCUUCAGGAAUCAUCCUUACAGCUGAACGCAAACCAGAUGGAAAGGAAGUGACUCGUCUGACAGUGGUGGCACAGCUAGAUGCACAAAAGACUCUUCAACGAAUGCUUCGAGGGGCAUACAAGUCCGGCCUACUAAAAAUCGGUAUUCGAUCCGGAUUUCAACAUAUAUGCCAACACCUCAGGAGACAAAUGGAACUCUUUGAUGUGUAA
Corticium candelabrum is the source of this 1166-nucleotide messenger RNA. RefSeq lists its product as uncharacterized. Gene Ontology annotation, molecular function: lipid binding. The coding region runs from base 24 to 1166 and encodes 380 amino acids. The transcript has 13 exons. The record is from RefSeq and is a predicted model, not a curated record. Lineage: Eukaryota; Metazoa; Porifera; Homoscleromorpha; Homosclerophorida; Plakinidae.